UCAAAUCACCAAGAGCAGUAAAUUGGCCAAGGAUGACGCAAAAAGCCCUUGUAACAGGCGCCAGCGGCCUUCUCGGGCGCCAGGUACUCAAUGCUUUCAAGAAGGACGUCAAUUGGGAAGCGGUUGGCCAAGGCUUCACAAGAGCUGCCCCUCCAGACAUUGUCAAGGCGGACCUCACCAACCCCUCCGAAAUUGAGAGUUUACUAGACGAGGUGAAACCGCAAGUUGUCGUACACUGCGCCGCCAACCGAUUUCCAGAUCAGUGCGAUGCCCACCCUGAUCUCGCCCGUAAGGUGAAUGUCGAAGCCACCAAAGCCCUCGCGAAAGCAACCUUACAAAGAUCCAUUCUUCUCAUCUACAUUUCUACGGACUACGUUUUCCCUGGUCGUCCUGGGGAAGCACCGUAUGAGACCUCAUCGCAGACCGAGCCCCCGAAUAUCUACGGCCAAACCAAGCUUGACGGGGAGAUCGCGGUUAUUGAAACCACUCAGGGUUCGGGAAAGGGAGUGGUCCUACGAGUACCUGUUCUCUACGGUUCUGCUGAUACCAACAGUGAAAGCGCGGUAAACGUUUUAAUCGACGCGGUAUGGAAGGCACAAGACGCCGAUGCCAAAGUAAAGAUGGAUGAUUGGGGACAGAGAUACCCUACCAACACAGAGGAUGUAGGAAGAGUAUGCCACGAUAUUGCGGUUAAAUAUCUCGGCGAGCAGGAGAGGGCUGCCUCAUUUCCAACGAUCCUUCAAUUCUCGUCGGAGGACAAGGUGACUAAAUACGAAAUGUGCGAGAGAUUCGCUGAAAUCCUUGGAUUGCCGUUGUCGGGAAUGGAGAGGAUAAAGCAAGGUGGUACGCCUGGCAAUGGUGUGCAACGCCCAUUCGACACACAUCUAUCCACUAAAGCGCUGAAGGAGCUGGGUAUACCAGUUGAUACCCAGGACUUUGUGAGUUGGUGGAGACGAGAACUCCGUGCCUAUCGGCAUUAAAACCCAUUACAUCCGGCUCCGUCGGCUCCGGUUCUUUAUAGAAGGGCAGGAUCGCAAGAUAAAGUGCAUCUCGCGAAAGCACCCGUUAAUACGCGCUGGAGGACAAGUGUGCUUUGGAAAUUGAAAUUGGGAUCAGCUUUUAACUUCUUUGUGAACUUAGAAUUUAGCCACCCGAGAGUCAAUGGUUGCUCCUCUGUUUAACGCCAAUGAAACCGGAGACAUCCAAGAAAAUGAGCAAAGGAGCAAAUUGGACGGGAGAUGCAGAUUGGUUCUUGCGGUUACCGGCCGCGUUAUAGAUUAUGACGGCUCACAUUAAAGU
Coccidioides immitis RS is the source of this 1299-nucleotide messenger RNA. Its product is annotated as dTDP-4-dehydrorhamnose reductase. NCBI's taxonomy places the organism in Eukaryota, Fungi, Ascomycota, Eurotiomycetes, Onygenales, Onygenaceae. The transcript is spliced from 4 exons. Gene Ontology annotation, cellular component: methionine adenosyltransferase complex. The record is from RefSeq and is a predicted model, not a curated record. Gene Ontology annotation, molecular function: methionine adenosyltransferase regulator activity. Bases 33 to 980 code for a protein of 315 amino acids. Gene Ontology annotation, biological process: S-adenosylmethionine biosynthetic process.